Messenger RNA from Hevea brasiliensis (rubber tree), 1659 nucleotides. RefSeq names its product BURP domain-containing protein 9-like. The transcript is spliced from 3 exons. Lineage: Eukaryota; Viridiplantae; Streptophyta; Magnoliopsida; Malpighiales; Euphorbiaceae. The record is from RefSeq and is a predicted model, not a curated record. Bases 91 to 1569 code for a protein of 492 amino acids.
GAAAUAGCAUUUUGGCGUAUUAUGGAUGGAAACCUCCAUAAAUAGGGGUGAGCCUUCAAGCUAUUGCAUAUCCAAACUAGCUCGUGUUUGAUGGCUUCAAUGGAGUUUCAUCUACUUUCCUUCUUUGCUUUACUUUUUGUUUUGGUGGUGGUAAGAGGUGAUGCUUCUGUACCUGCUGAGGUAUACUGGCAUUCCAAGUUACCAAACACUCCAAUUCCACAAGAUCUUUUAAACCUUCUACAGCAUAUGGGAGACAAGUACACCUAUUGGGAUAUGGGGUUUAAUGCCGAUGAAACUCUUGUUCCCUCGGAUGAUCGUAGGAUAAAAUAUGGAAAGCGCUAUGAGCAAGCUUUUGCAGAAGAUACUAAUGAUAGGAGAGAGAAAUACGGAAAACGAUACGAGCAAGCUUUUGCAGAAGAUACUAGUGAUAGGAGAGAGAAGUACGGAAAGCGCUACGAGCAAGCUUUUGCAGAAGAUACCAAUGAUAGGAGGGAGAAAUAUGGAAAGCGCUAUGAACAAGCUUUUACGGAAGAUACCACUACUGAUAGAAGAGAGAAGUAUGGAAAGCGCUACGAGCAAGCUUUUGCAGAAGAUACCAGUGAUAGGAGAGAGAAGUAUGGAAAGCGCUACGAGCAAGCUUUUGCAGAAGAUACCAGUGAUAGGAGAGAGAAGUAUGGAAAGCGCUACGAGCAAGCUUUUGCAGAAGAUACCAGUGAUAGGAGAGAGAAGUAUGGAAAACGCUACGAACAAGCUUUUGCAGAAGAUACCAGUGAUAGGAGAGAGAAGUAUGGAAAACGCUACGAACAAGCUUUUGCGGAAGAUACUACAGAUAGGAGGGAGAAGUAUGGAAAACGAUAUGAGAGGAAAUUCAACAAACAUGCCCUUCCCAACUCGACUGUAUUUUUCUUACCUAAUGAUCUCCAUGUAGGCAAGAGGAUGAGGCUCCAUAUAACUAAAUCAUCAAACAAGGCUAGAAUUUUGCCUCAACAGGUUGCUGACACCCUGCCCUUUUCAACUAAUAACUUAGCAGAAAUUUUAAAGCGCUUCUCGGUGAAACCUGAAUCACGUCAAGGCAAGAUGAUAAAGCAAACCGUGGAGGAUUGUGAGUCUCCAGCAAUUAAAGGAGAAGACAGAUAUUGCCCCAGAUCUUUAGAAUCCUUAGUUGAUUUUGGUGUGAAACAUGUUGGAAACAAAGCUCAAGUCCUUAUGAACGAGGUAGAUAAGCCUACAAGGGAGCAAGAGUAUACAAUUAUGGGAGUGAAAUUUAUAGGAGAAAAUCACGUGGUGUGCCACAAGCAAAAAUACCCAUAUGCUGUGUAUUAUUGCCAUGCACUCAAAGGCACUAAGGUUUAUAUGGCUCCAGUGAUAGGCGCUGAUGGCACAAAAGCUAAAGCAGUCGCCAUUUGCCACACAGACACCUCAAAUUGGAAUCCAGGGCACCUGGCCUUCUUGCUUCUGAAUAUGAAGCCUGGUGAAGGAACUGUUUGCCACUUCAUUAGAAGUGAUACUUUUGUCAUGGUUUCCAGUUCUGAUGUUGUGGAAAAAGCUCCAGCACCAAUCUCUUCAUGAGCAACUCUCAUAAGUUUAUGUGUGCUUGAAGUUACUCUAUGUUAUGUUGAAUAAAUGUUGGGCUUUACUCAACUUAUUUUCUUCUUCCAA